CGCGCUCCCAGCACAGCACUGCAGCACAGUUGUUUGCCAGGCUCCUCCAGCGCACUCCAAUGGAUAUCACCAUUCAUAACCCCCUGAUCCGCAGACCCCUGUUAUCUUGGUUGGCACCGAGUCGUAUCUUUGACCAGAUUUUCGGAGAGCAUCUGCAGGAGUCAGAGCUGCUCCCUGCUUCCCCCAGCCUCAGUCCCUUCCUGAUGAGAUCCCCCAUUCUUCGGAUGCCCAGUUGGCUAGAGACAGGACUCUCUGAGAUGCGACUGGAGAAGGACAAAUUUUCUGUAAAUCUUGAUGUGAAGCAUUUCUCCCCUGAGGAGCUAAAAGUGAAGGUGCUUGGGGACAUGAUAGAAAUUCACGGGAAACACGAGGAGCGCCAGGAUGAGCAUGGCUUUAUUGCCAGGGAGUUCAACAGGAAAUACAGGAUUCCAGAUGAUGUGGACCCUCUGACCAUAACCUCAUCACUCUCUCUGGAUGGUGUCCUGACUGUGAGCGCACCAAGGAAACAAAGUGACAUCCCUGAGCGCACUAUCCCUAUCACCCGUGAAGAGAAGCCUGCCAUUGCAGGAGCCCAAAGGAAGUAGGCUGCUAUUUAAAGUCACUCCAGGGGGCCAUUCAAGAGCACUUUUCAUCAGAUGCCAGCUAUAUUGAAUGGCUACUCUUAUUAUUUAUGCUGAGUAAGUUUACUAACAAAUAAAACAUGAA
This is a messenger RNA of Gymnogyps californianus (California condor), 705 nucleotides long. It is a transcript of the gene CRYAB, whose product is annotated as crystallin alpha B. The record is from RefSeq and is a predicted model, not a curated record. Gene Ontology annotation, molecular function: protein folding chaperone; structural constituent of eye lens. The transcript is spliced from 3 exons. Lineage: Eukaryota; Metazoa; Chordata; Aves; Accipitriformes; Cathartidae. The coding region runs from base 60 to 584 and encodes 174 amino acids. Gene Ontology annotation, biological process: response to heat; protein refolding.